Messenger RNA from Rosa chinensis, 1711 nucleotides. Its product is annotated as UPF0415 protein C7orf25 homolog. Lineage: Eukaryota; Viridiplantae; Streptophyta; Magnoliopsida; Rosales; Rosaceae. The coding region runs from base 45 to 1412 and encodes 455 amino acids. The record is from RefSeq and is a predicted model, not a curated record. The transcript has 5 exons.
UAAAUAGGUUCGGGGGAGAAUUUGGGAAUCAUUGUAGGAGAGAGAUGGAAUUGGGAGAUGCGAAGAAGAGAUGCGGAGAUGUAAUAGAGAGAAUAGAGAGAUUGCCAGGUUCCACCAAAAUCACUGCUUCUUGCAAACGCACUCUCCUCAAGUUGGCUCGCUCUGAACUCAGAUUCCUCUCCCGCGUCAGCUCCAGCUCCACCUCCUCCACUCCCCCCCUCAGUGUCAAUAUCGGCCACCUCGAGGCAGUUGUUCACAUUCUCCAGCACCCUUUCAUCACCGGGGUUUCUCGCGUUUGCAAGCCUAUUCCUUUGUCUCCCAAAACUUGUUUCAAACAUGUCCAUGUUGAUAUCGUUUGCACUCUCAAUAGGAACCCUGUCUGGAUUCUUGUGUCUCAUAGAAAUCCAAAAUACAUUACUUGGAGGAAUGAUGAAUCCCAAACAAAUCAGACUAAGGGCUUGCAAUUCCGGAUUCAGCAACUCACCGCCGCCGCCCGCUCUGCUCUCUCACUCAAACCUUCCUCACUUAUUCUUUUCUUUUCACAUGGACUUAGCACCAUCCUAUCUGAUCGACUCAAGCAUGAAUUUGGGGCCACUGAACUUCAAUUGGGUUUUCCUAAUUUUCAUUUUCAUUUCGAUCUCAUGGAGGAAGCCGGUGAUUGGAUUAAUGUUUUAGUUGCCACAACAUCAUAUCAGGAGGCAUGUGUGUUUGAGAUAGAGGUUGGUGAUGCUGUUUUAAGUUCUGAUGUCAAGGACUCCUGCCCCAUGCCUGCCAAGUGGGAAAUGCUAGAGGACCACACACCUUUUUUUCCAGCAUUCUCUUCUCUGAUUUCAAAAAUGAACUUGCUCUCUUUGGAUGUGAAAAACACGGAGACAGCAAAUCUUCUGGGUGACUGCCAUCUUGUAAACUUUGGUACAACUGCUUUGAUUGCUCUUGUUUCGGGUAUUAGUAAUGGAGGUACAGAGAAACUUUUGGCUACUCCAGAAAGUGAAUUGAGGCAGCGAUUUAAGGGCAACUAUGAGUUUGUGAUUGGACAGGUGAUGUCUGAAAUUCAGAAUCCAAUUCUUGUUGAACUUAGUUGCUCAAUAUCUGGAAAGCGAGGUAUUAUUUGUGAAAGCGUUCAUUCAGAGUUCAAGGAAUUAGUGUCAAUGUUUGGAGGGCCUAAUGAGAAGUUGAGAGCUAGUCACCUACUAAAGUAUCUCACAGUUGUUCCUGAUAGUCCCUCUAAACGCAUGAUGAGCCUUCCGACCACUCGAAAACUGGCUUUGAAGAAUAAGGUUGUUUUUGGUACCGGUGAUUAUUGGCGUGCUCCAACUGUAACAGCUAAUAUGGCAUUUGUGAGAGCGGUUUCACAAGUGGGGAUGUCCUUGUUUACCAUUGAGCACAGACCACGGGCUUUAACUGGUGAUUAGUUCUGUGAUGUCUUCAGAUUAAAAACUGAAACAUACUGACUUGGAUAGUAAUGGCAGGUUGUGGCAUUUUCAAACUGUCCUGCUGGAUCAGCUGGAACUUGGAACUUGAAAUAGUCAGAAAGCCUAGAGUUUUGCUCCUUCAUCAUUUGGGUAAUGAUUUGAUCUUAUGUGAUAGUCUAUAACUAUUUUAUCUUUCUAGUAUUUAGUUAUUAUAUUAGGAGUGGCUUACGUGUGUAUAUUUGACAAAAUGGCAUUAUAUUAAAUGCACUAAUGGAGUAAAUUGCGUAGAUUGAAAAUAA